Messenger RNA from Phaeoacremonium minimum UCRPA7, 903 nucleotides. RefSeq lists its product as hypothetical. Bases 1 to 903 code for a protein of 300 amino acids. The record is from RefSeq and is a predicted model, not a curated record. Lineage: Eukaryota; Fungi; Ascomycota; Sordariomycetes; Togniniales; Togniniaceae. The transcript has a single exon.
AUGUCUCUAGCAAGAGCAUUCACCACCCGCCGGGUCAAGCAGAGCCUCCAGGCUGCUGAUUCUCCGGUAGAUGCUAUCCCUCAACGCAGCCACACAACCAAGGGAUCCAUUGGACAUUCUAUCAGGCACAAGAUCUCAGCGCCAGUUGAGCUCGUUCACACCACGAACAUGCUCUCCUACAAUGCCCCAGACAUCGUCCGCAAGGCUGCAUCUCCUACCACUGCCUCAUCGGUGAGGUCAGACGAUGAUUCUGACAGUGCGCACACCGCGGCUUCCACUCCGCCCACCAGCCCGGACUCACCCUACCCGACCAAGCGAUCCAUGUCCCCGGAGCCGAAUCACUUGUCAUGCUACUUCACAGCUCCAGGCCAGACCGUCACUGCUACUUCACCCAAGGCUGAGGCACCCGCUAUUCCCCAGCGCUCGCCUUCCCACACCAAGAAGUCUUACGAUGCCUUGAACCGUCACCGGUCUGUUUCAAGAUUAUCUGAGCAGUCGAGCCGCACUCUGUCAACCAAGGCCAGCUUCAGCUUCUCCCGCUCAUCCUCCAGCUCCACCAGCACAAGCGUUACGUCGCACAACUCAGUCUCAUCUCACCAUGCGCCAAAGAUGUCCAGCUCGGCUGUGCUUGCCCCGCCGCCAGUCAUUGCGCCGGCUGCAGCUCCCUCGCAGAAGGAGAUGCCCCCGUCCCAUCCCUUCGGCCACGAGCUGGCCCAGGUGACUGAGCUAGCUGAGGAGUAUGGUGUGAUGGAGAAGGUGCACGUCAUCGAUGAGGAGGAGCAAGAACUCGCACGCCGAGGCCUCAGGAAAUUCAGCGCCGAGGACUACCUAGGCGAGAUCCAGGGCCUCUUCUCGAGCUUCUUCGCCGAGGCUAGGCCAAUGGCUCCGCCCGUCUGGAUUUGA